Messenger RNA from Morus notabilis, 781 nucleotides. RefSeq lists its product as uncharacterized. The transcript has 2 exons. The record is from RefSeq and is a predicted model, not a curated record. NCBI's taxonomy places the organism in Eukaryota, Viridiplantae, Streptophyta, Magnoliopsida, Rosales, Moraceae. The coding region runs from base 75 to 524 and encodes 149 amino acids.
GUGUACUACACACACAAAAAGACUUUUCCCCUUAUUCAUCAUUUGGUUUCCAACAAUUUAGAUCAGAAAAAGAGAUGGCGAUUAGAACAAGCUGCUUCCUGAAUCUACGUCCCUCAAGCCCUUCUUUCGCUCCAAAGACCACUUCUCAAGUUUCAUGCAGCAAAAAAGUGGAGGAGAAAUUAGGAAGGAAAUGCCCAUCCAUAGUAGGAGUGGCAAGCGUGAUAAUCGGAUUGGAACUGGUGAGUUCAGUGAUGAUGGCGAGCAGCGAGUUGGGCCAACAAGCCAUUGCCCAAGAAAUGCCGUUUUUACAAAAGCCCAAUCACGAGGCCGCCGUCAGAGUCGCCAAAUGGAGCGACAGAAGAAUGUGCCCGCCGUGGCAUACCAACUCCCUCGAGUCCAUCGUGCCGGAGAAUCUUCCCCGGCCCUCAGCUCGCCGCCGGUGGGAAUCCGUCGGUCACGCCACCCACGCGCCGCCGCUCAAAGUCGACGGCGUUAGAACCUCCGGCGACUGCUUUUCUAUGUGAUUGAAUCAUGAUCAAUUUGUAGUUUACUUAAUUAGUCAAAAAAUAAAUGUAUAGUUAAGACUUAGAUACGGAAUUAAUGAUUAAAAGGUCAUUAUUAUGGCUUGUUUGAGCCGAAAAGAAUUGGAAUUCGAUAUUUUUGUUCAGAAAUAUCAACGCAUCGGUCUCUGACUGUGGGUUUCGAUCAGUUGGGCAAUUUGGGAAUUGUGUUGCUUGUGGAAGUUCAAUUUGUGUAGUACAAUGUUGGCGUUAUUUUGGAA